Molecule: messenger RNA, 5202 nt
Organism: Amphiprion ocellaris (clown anemonefish)
Lineage: Eukaryota; Metazoa; Chordata; Actinopteri; Pomacentridae
Gene: abcc8
Product: ATP-binding cassette, sub-family C (CFTR/MRP), member 8
Exons: 40
Coding region: 123-5045 (1640 amino acids)
Biological process (GO): transmembrane transport; potassium ion transport
Cellular component (GO): membrane
Molecular function (GO): ATP binding; ATP hydrolysis activity; ABC-type transporter activity
Source: RefSeq, a predicted model, not a curated record
CACCGGGAACACAUGAGAGAGCGCACUUUGGGAGAUUUACCCUCAUUGUUGACCAUCCAGGCGACGGAUGUGACGGUUCCGAGGAGUGUUUCUGAAGUCAGAGAAGGAACGAGACUGCAAACAUGAUCUCUCGAUACAAACCGAGUCCCGGCUCCACCAUGUCCUUGGCGUUCUGUGGGAACGAGAACAACUCGGUGGCCUAUAACGUGGACGGGGGCGUUCUGAACAACGGCUGUUUCCUGGAUGCGCUCAACGUGGUCCCACAUGUUUUCCUCCUCUUCAUCACCUUUCCCAUCCUCUUCAUCGGUUGGGGCAGCCAGAGCUCAAAGGUCCACAUCCACCACAGCACCUGGCUCCACUUUCCUGGACACAACCUGCGCUGGCUCCUCACCUUCGUCCUGCUCUUCAUCCUCGUCUGUGAGAUCGCCGAGGGAAUCGUCUCCGAUGGGUUCAGCCAGUCCCUCCACCUUCACCUGUACAUGCCUGCAGGUCUGGCCUUCAUGGCCGGCAUCACCUCUAUCGUCUACUAUCAUAACAUCGAGACCUCCAACUUCCCCAAACUACUACUAGCUCUGCUCAUCUACUGGGUUCUGGCCUUCAUCAUGAAGACCAUCAAGUUUGCCAAAUACACCGAGCACGGCAUCGGCCCCAGGCAGCUCCGCUACUGCAUCACUGGACUGCUGGUGCUGCUCUAUGGACUCCUACUAGCUGUAGAGAUCAAUGUCAUCCUGGGCAGGCGCUACAUGUGUUUUGCCAACCCGACAGAAGUGAAGCCCCCCGAAGACCUCCAAGACCUCGGCGUUCGUUUCCUGCAGCCCUUCGUCAACCUGCUGUCCAAAGCCACCUACUGGUGGAUGAACACCUUCAUUACCUCGGCUCACAGGCGACCCAUCGACCUGAAGGUCAUCGGCAAACUGCCCAUCGCCAUGAGAGCGCUCACCAACUACAUCAAGCUACGCAAGGCCUUCGAAGACCAGAAGAGGCCUCAGGGCACAGCACCCCAGGGUCCAAAGUGGAUCUGGCAGGCCUUGAGAAAAGCAUUCGGCAGACCUCUUAUCCUCAGCAUCACAUUCCGCUUUUUGGCCGACCUGCUGGGCUUCGCCGGUCCUCUGUGCAUCUCUGGCAUCGUCCACCACAUCAGCAAAGACAAUCGCACCAUUCAGCAGCCGAUGAGGCUGCUCGGUAUCUAUUUCAUUUCCUCCAAGGAGUUUCUGGAGAAUGCGUAUGUCUUGGCUGUGCUGCUCUUCUUCGCCCUGCUCCUGCAGAGGACCUUCCUCCAGGCCUCCUACUAUGUGGCCAUUGAAACAGGCAUCAACCUGCGUGGGGCCAUACAGACAAAAAUCUACAACAAGAUCAUGCGUCUGUGCACCUCCAACAUGUCGAUGGGCGAGUUAACCGUUGCCCAGAUCUGCAACCUGGUCGCCAUAGAUACCAACCAGCUCAUGUGGUUUUUCUUCCUCUGUCCCAACCUGUGGGCCAUGCCAGUACAGAUUAUUGUGGGAGUGAUCCUGCUCUACUACCUCUUGGGAAUCAGUGCCUUGAUUGGAGCGACCGUCAUCGCUGUGUUAGCUCCUGUACAAUACUUUGUGGCCACAAAACUGUCCCAGACACAAAAGAGCACUCUGGAAUACUCCAGUGAGCGACUGAAGAAGACCAAUGAGCUGCUGCGAGGCAUCAAGCUGCUGAAGCUGUACGCCUGGGAGCACAUUUUCUGCGACAGCGUGGAGGAAACCCGGGGGAAGGAGCUCACCAGCCUGCAGGCUUUCGCUCUGUACACAUCCAUAUCCAUUUUCAUGAAUGCAGCUAUUCCUAUCGCAGCUGUGUUGACGACGUUCGUGGUUCACGUCCACAUUUCCGAAGACGCUGAUCUGUCCCCAGCUGUGGCCUUUGCCUCUCUGUCCCUCUUUCACAUCCUGGUGACGCCUCUCUUCCUGCUGUCCAGCGUGGUUCGCUCCACCGUCAAGGCUCUAGUUAGUGUUCAGAAGCUCAGUGAGUUUUUCUCAAGCGAUGAGAUUGGAGACGAACAGGAGCCCAGAGCAAUGUUGACCUCCGGCUCCAGCAAUCACAACCAAAAUAGGUACCAGGCCGUGUCAUCCUCUAAACGUUUCCCUUCGACCUCCUCCUCGAAGCCCCUGAAGGUGGUGAACCGGAAGCGCCCCCCGAGGGACGACUGGAACAACUACAGCUCGCAGGGGGACCAUGAAGGCGACGGAGCCCCUCAAGAUGUGGACCAAGACACCUGUAUCAAGAUAACUUGCGGUUAUUUCACCUGGACCGAUGGACCACCAACACUCUCUAAUGUGGACAUCAAGAUUCCUUUCGGUAAGCUGACGAUGAUCGUGGGCCAGGUGGGUUGUGGGAAAUCGUCUCUGCUGCUGGCAGCGCUGGGGGAGAUGCAGAGAGUGUCGGGAACAGUCACCUGGAACAGCCUGCCAAACCUGGAGCAUGAGGGAGAUGAAAGUCCCACUGACAGAGAUGCGGCAGGUGACGGAGACAUCAGGAAGAGAGGCGCUGUGGCCUACGCUUCCCAGAAGCCCUGGAUGUUGAACGCCACCGUGGUGGAGAACAUCACGUUUGAGAUGCCCAUGAUAAAGUCAAGAUACAAAGCUGUCGUCGAGGCCUGCUCUCUUCAGCCCGACAUCGACAUCCUUCCACAGGGGGACCAGACGGAGAUCGGAGAGCGGGGCAUCAUCCUGUCAGGUGGACAGAAACAGAGAAUCAGUGUGGCCAGAGCCUUGUACCAGCAGACCAACGUGGUUUUUCUGGACGACCCGUUUUCUGCCUUGGACAUCCACCUGAGCGACCAUCUGAUGCAGGACGGCAUCCUGAAGCUGCUGAGGGAAGAGAAGAGGACGGUGGUGCUGGUCACACACAAGCUUCAGUAUUUACCACAUGCAGACUGGAUUAUAGCCAUGAAAGAUGGAACCAUCCAGACUGAGGGGACUCUGAAGGACAUCCAGAACUCUGAGCCGGACCUCUUCGAUCAGUGGAAAACCCUGAUGCACAGACAGGACCAGGAGUUUGAAACGGAGACGGUGGCGGAGAGCAUGACGGAUCUGGAGAGGAAGAACCUGCGGAGGGCCAUGUACUCCAGAGAGGCUGCGAGGACCGAAGAGGACGACGAAGGUGGCACCCCGGGGUGGACUUGUGCGAUGGCCUCAGCACCCGCUGCUGCCCUCGUGUUCGAUCGAGCAGAGGAAUCUGUGGAGAGUGAUGACGACGACAACCUGUCUCAGGUGAUGCGUCAGCGAGCCACCAUCCCCUGGCGCUCCUGUGGAACCUACCUGUCCUCGGCCGGCUUCCUCCUGCUCGGCCUGCUGCUCCUGUCGCAGCUCCUCAAACACUCCCUCAUGGUCGCCAUCGACUACUGGCUGGCUCACUGGACGUCGCACGUCAUCACGGCCAAGUUAGAAGCCACGGCGCACAACUGCACCAUCGUUCAGGACUGCGGCUUCAGUCACUCCUGGUAUCUGUCAGUGUUCAGCGUCCUGUGCUGCCUCGGCAUCGUCCUCUGUCUGGCCACGUCUGUAGCCGUGGAGUGGACCGGCCUCAAAGUGGCCAAAGAGCUGCACCAGAACCUGCUCAACAAGAUCAUCCUGGCCCCCAUGAGGCUCUUUGAGACGACUCCGCUCGGCAGCAUCCUCAACAGGUUCUCCACCGACACCAACACCAUCGACCAGCACAUCCCCACCACCCUGGAGUGUCUCUCCCGCUCCACCCUGCUGUGUGUCUCUGCCCUGGGCGUCAUCUCCUACGUGACUCCUGUCUUCCUGUUCGCCCUGCUGCCGCUGGCCGUCACCUGCUACUUCAUCCAGAAAUAUUUCCGAGUGGCUUCCAGGGACCUGCAGCAGUUGGAGGACAGCACCCAACUCCCGUUACUCUCACACUUCUCUGAGACAGUGGAAGGUCUCACCACAAUAAGAGCCCUCAGGUAUGAGCCUCGGUUCAGACAGAGGUUACUACAGUUCACCGACGCCAACAACAUCGCAUCUCUCUUCCUGACGGCAGCCAACCGCUGGCUGGAAGUCCGCAUGGAAUACAUUGGAGCGUGUGUGGUUCUGGUGGCAGCUGUGGCCUCCAUCACCAACUCUCUCUACAACCAGCUGUCCACUGGUCUGGUGGGGCUCGGACUCACGUACGCACUCAUGGUGUCCAACUACAUGAACUGGAUGGUGCGGAACCUGGCAGACAUGGAAGUACAGCUCGGCUCAGUGAAGAGGAUUAACGGCCUGCUCAAAACUGAACCAGAGAAUUACGAGGGACUGCUCAGUGAGUGCAGCGACGCAGCUGUGUCUCAGGUGCCUGACGGUUGGCCUCGGGAAGGAGAGAUCAAAAUCCAGAAUCUCAGUGUUCGUUACGACACCACGCUGAAGCCUGUCCUCAAAAACGUCAACGCACACGUCAGCCCUGGACAGAAGGUGGGGAUCUGUGGCAGGACUGGCAGCGGCAAAUCUUCUUUCUCUUUGGCCUUCUUCCGCAUGGUGGACAUGUUUGAAGGGAGGAUCGUGAUCGACAACAUCGACAUCUCCAAGCUGCCUCUGCAGACCCUCAGGUCUCGGCUGUCCAUCAUCCUCCAGGAUCCCAUCCUGUUCAGCGGCACGAUCCGGUUCAACCUGGACCCGGAGAUGAAAGCGACAGAUGAGAUGCUGUGGGAAGCGCUGGAGAUCGCUCAGCUGAAGCCUGUAGUUAAAUCACUUCCUGGAGGCCUCGAUGCCACGGUGACGGAGGGAGGAGAAAACUUCAGUCAGGGUCAGAGACAACUGUUCUGUUUGGCCAGAGCCUUCGUCAGGAAGAGCAGCAUCCUCAUCAUGGACGAAGCCACAGCAUCCAUCGACAUGGCAACGGAGAGCAUCCUGCAGAAAGUGGUGAUGACUGCCUUCGCUGACCGAACCGUGGUUACGAUAGCACAUCGCGUCCACACCAUCCUGAAUGCCGACCUGGUGAUUGUGAUGAAGCGGGGCAUCAUCCUGGAGUACGACCGACCCCAGGCCCUGCUGGAGAAGGAGGACAGCGUCUUCGCCUCCUUCGUGCGAGCAGACAAGUAGCACAAGAAGAGGAAAGCAUUGAAAAAAAAAAGGAAGACAUUCGAAGUGCAAUUGUCCCCAUGAAAUAUAUUCCUCAUUAUUUUUUAAGCAUGUUGUAUAAUAUUUGUACAUAAAAAAUGUUAAUUCUUUGUUAAUAAAACAUAAAUUAUCAUUAAAA